Epinephelus fuscoguttatus (brown-marbled grouper) is the source of this 3244-nucleotide messenger RNA. Its product is annotated as ribonuclease inhibitor-like. The record is from RefSeq and is a predicted model, not a curated record. The coding region runs from base 1 to 894 and encodes 297 amino acids. NCBI's taxonomy places the organism in Eukaryota, Metazoa, Chordata, Actinopteri, Perciformes, Serranidae. The transcript has 7 exons. Gene Ontology annotation, molecular function: protein binding.
AUGAAGGUCAUACUGAGGGGCUGCUGGUUGUCAGAGAUCAGCUGUGUUUCACUGGCCUCAGCUCUGAAGUCCAACCCCUCCCACCUGAGAAAGCUGGACCUGAGUGACAACAACAAGCUGCAGGAUUCAGGAGUGAAGCAGCUGUGUGAUUUUCUGGAGAGUCCACACUGUAAACUGGAGACUCUGAGAUUGAGGAACUGCUGGUUGUCAGAGACCAGCUGUGUUUCACUGGCCUCAGCUCUGAAGUCCAACCCCUCCCAUCUGAGAGAGCUGGAGCUGAGCUCCAACAAGCUGCAGGAUUCAGGAGUGAAGCAGCUGUGUGAUUUUCUGGAGAGUCCACACUGUAAACUGGAGACUCUGAGACUGAGGGGCUGCUGGUUGUCAGAGAUCAGCUGUGUUUCACUGGCCUCAGCUCUGAAGUCCAACCCCUCCCAUCUGAGCGAGCUGGAGCUGAGUAACAACGAGCUGCAGGAUUCAGGAGUGAAGCAGCUGUGUGAUUUUCUGGAGAGUCCACACUGUAAACUGGAGACUCUGAGACUGGAGGAGUGCAAUUUGUCAGAGAUCAGCUGUGUUUCACUGGCCUCAGCUCUGAAGUCCAACCCCUCCCAUCUGAGAGAGCUGGACCUGAGAGACAACAAGCUGCAGGAUUCAGGAGUGAAGCAGCUGUGUGAUUUUCUGGAGAGUCCACACUGUAAACUGGAGACUCUGAGACUGAGGGGCUGCAGUUUGUCAGAGAUCAGCUGUGUUUCACUGGCCUCAGCUCUGAAGUCCAACUCCUCCCAUCUGAGAGAGCUGGACCUGAGGUACAACAAGCUGCAGAAUUCAGAUGUGAAGCAGCUGUGUGAUCUGAAGGAGAGUCCACACUGUAAACUGGAGACUCUGAGAUGGGAGUAAUCUGCAGUUUGAUAAACAGGACGGUGGAUGUGUUGAGAGGAUCAGCUGUGUCCUGAUGAUCCAGAGGGAGACUCUGACUGGGCCAUGUUACUGGGAGGUAGAGUGGAGAGGAGAGCUUCAUCCAGCAGUGACUGACAGGAGUCACAGGUGGAGAUGACUCUCAGUGCUGCAGCCUGAACUGCUCUGAGAUCAGCUCCACUGUCAGACACAAUGUGAAGUCCACCAUCAUCCCUGUGUGUUCCUCUGGAUCUGACAGUAUCAUCAUCAUCAUCAGUGUGUCAAUGACUGCUCUGUCCUCCUCCACUGAAACUCCUCCACUCCUCCUGCUCUGCACUCAACCACCUCCUCCACCCUCCACCUGGACCUCACCUGAAUCUGACUGCAGAUUUUUACUCUUAAUGACAACAUGGGGUCGGACUGGGAACAAAAUUCGGCCCUGGCAUUUGUGAAUUGUAUUACUUUAUAUUCACAUACUUCUAUUUCAUACUCCUAUUUUACUGAUAAUUCUUUAGUCUUUACAUCAGAGUGGCUGUAACGAAUCACAGUUUCUCCUCGGGGAUCAAUAAAGUAUUUCUGAUUCUGAAAGUUGAAUCACACAGUGGCAUACGACCGUAAAUAAGGAUCGGAGGCCCCACGUUAUGAUAUGAUCAAGAUAUAAUAUUAUUGCCAUUUUAAAUGUUUUGCGAUAUGCUGAGUGUUAUGAUAACAUAUACUUGUCUUUAUUUUCAACUGCAAAUUAUGCCCCCAAAGAAAAACUGUCAACACCAGAAUUAUCUAAUAAUAUGCAUCCUGGGCUUAGCUCCGCCCAGGACGACUGUGAUUGGUUUAAAGAAACAAAAGCAAUCCGAAGUGUUUUCCUCCCAUAUAUAUAUAAAUAUAUAUAUAUAUAUAUAUAUAUAUAGAUAUAUAUCUAUAUCUAUAUAUAUAUAUAUAUAUAUAUAUAUAUAUAUAUAUAUAUAUAGAGAUAUAUAAUGUCAGAAACAUAAUGGAUGAUUGCAGACCUUUCUCUGGUGCUGACACAGCGCUGUGGAGAUAGAUCUGGCUCUAUGAGACUGCCCACUGUGGAAAGAUGGAGAACUGAUGUUCAUUUUCUUGUUCUCCUGGAUCUCAGAGGUUGAUGUCAGAAUGCACAAGUCUGCAUGUACGUUGAAUCAUUCUCAUCAGAGUCAGAUUAUAUUUCUGUAAACGUCUUCUUUAUUCUUCUGUGUGUUCAGGUUAUUUCAUAUGAAUCAUUAUAUUCUGUAACUGACUGUAGCAGACACCAGUGUGUUGACACAAUAAAUCAAUGGAGACAAAAUGUUUUUAAGCCACCUCAAGAAAUCAAAAUCAGUUUACACUAUGUUUAGAAUAUUUUCACUGCAUUUACAUUUUUGGUUUCAUGAUGGUGAACCCACAUUUUGACAUCAGAACACUCUUACAUAUUUCCAGUGGUGAAAGUGUUCAGAUCUUUACUUUAAAAAUACUCCAUUACUGGUUCUUUAUUCAAAGUGUUACUGCUUGGUAAAAGUACAAAAGUAUCAGCAUCAAAAUACACUUAAAGUACCAAAAGUUAAAGUGCUCAUUAUGCAGAAUGGUCCAUUUAUAUUAUGGAUUAUAAUUAUUGAUGCAUUCAUGUGUUCAUCACUUUAAUGUUGCAGCUGGUAAAGAUGGAGCUCAUUUUAAUGACUUUAUAAACUGCUGCGUAGUUUAAUCUAUAAUAACAUCAUUUAUUAGUUGAUGGUAUUUUGUAUUAAUAAUCUACAAAGUAACUGAAGUUAUCAAAUAAAUAUAGUGGAGUAAAAAGUCCAAUAUUUCCCUCUGAGAUGUAGUGGAGUAAAAAGUGGCCUAUAAAGUAUCAGAAAAUGGAAAUACUCAAGUAAAGUAGGAGACAAGUAGUAAUGAGCAAAUGAAGCCUCAUGAAGCUUUGUCUUUAUCUUCUGAGCCCACUAGAUGGCGCUCUCUGUUCAACAAAGGGUUACAGGCACACUGGACUGUCUGUCCUUGAGCUGUUUUCUUUAAAGCAAGAGCGCCAUCUAGUGGGCUCAGAAAAUAAAUCAUUACAUUUCAAAAACUCCUAACUUCUCUAUCUGGACAAAAGUAUGUGGACAUGCUCACACAGCAGUGGUGGGAUGUAACUAAGUACUGUACUUGAGCAACAUUUUGAGCUCCUUGUACUUUCCAUUGACUUUAUAUUUUAUUCCACGUACCUUUCACCAUCUGUACAUCUUCUCAGGUUUUUGAUGAGCUUUACUUUAAUAUUUAAAUCUAACAGUGCUUUGUUCCCUCACCUUGAGUCAUCUGAUCAUUUGAGUCUGAUUUUGAAUGUUUGCAUGGAGUUGAUCAAUAUUUAAUAAAGCAGAUAUUUCCGUGA